AUGUCUUGCAUCACUUUCAAUGUUGGAACUUCUUUCAAUCUUCAUGGAUGCAUUAAGCAUCAAUUUUCUAGGCCAAUUGGGUUCAGAAACCAUUGUACUUUCACCAAAUCUUCUACUCACUUAUCAAAGUCCUUGAAUUUAAGCUUUACAAAUCGUAGUUUUAGUUUAUUUGACACGCGAGCACGCUCAUUUCAAACUGUUUUCAAAUGUGUUGCUCAGAGUUCAGAGCCAUCAGCUUCUGUUGGGGUUGAAACCAACAACAAUUCGGAAGAAAGGGUGGCUGUUCUGGUUAUUGGUGGAGGAGGGCGUGAACAUGCUCUCUGCUAUGCGCUGCAACGAUCACCAUCCUGUGAUACAGUAUUCUGUGCCCCUGGCAAUGCAGGAAUUGCCAGCUCAGGAAAUGCGACUUGUAUCUCAGACCUUGAUGUUAAUGAUGGUGCGGCUGUAGAGUCAUUUUGUCGGAAAUGGGGGGUGGGGCUAGUUGUUGUUGGACCUGAAGCUCCACUUGUUGCAGGUCUAUCUAACUAUUUAGUUAAAGUUGGAAUUCCAACUUUUGGUCCAUCUGCAGAGGCUGCUGCUCUAGAAGGUUCUAAGAAUUUCAUGAAACAGUUGUGUGACAAGUACGACAUUCCAACUGCUAAGUACAAAACGUUUACAGACCCAUCCGCAGCAAAGCAAUAUAUUCAAGAAGAAGGAGCGCCAAUUGUUAUCAAAGCAGAUGGACUGGCUGCUGGAAAAGGAGUUACAGUUGCCAUGACGCUGGAAGAAGCAUAUGAAGCGGUUGAUUCAAUGCUGGUGAAAGGUGAUUUUGGUUCUGCAGGUUGUCGUGUCAUUGUUGAGGAAUUUCUAGAAGGAGAAGAAGCAUCUUUUUUUGCAUUGGUUGAUGGAGAAAAUGCAAUUCCAUUAGAAUCUGCUCAGGACCAUAAGAGAGUCGGCGAUGGUGACAUAGGGCCAAAUACCGGUGGCAUGGGUGCAUACUCUCCUGCUCCUAUAUUAACCAAGGAACUUGAAUCUAUAGUAAUGGAUUCUAUUAUAAUGCCAACAGUAAAAGGAAUGUCUGCAGAAGGUUGCAAGUUUGUUGGUGUUUUAUAUGCCGGGCUUAUGAUUGAGAAGAAGUCUGGCAGGCCUAAGUUAAUUGAGUAUAACGUGCGAUUUGGUGAUCCAGAGUGCCAGGUCUUGAUGGUUCGGUUGGAGUCUGAUUUGGCACAAGUUCUGCUUGCAGCUUGCAGGGGAGAAUUGAGUGGUGUAUCACUGGAUUGGUCUCCGGGGUCUGCCAUGGUUGUGGUAAUGGCAAGUAAAGGAUAUCCUGGAUCAUAUGAGAAGGGAACUAUAAUUGAAAACCUUGAAGAAGCCGAACUUGUUGCUUCAGGUAUCAAGAUAUUCCAUGCUGGAACUGCUUUUGAUUCUGAAGGAAGAUUUAUUGCAACUGGAGGGCGGGUUCUUGGGGUUACUGCCAAAGGAAAUGAUCUUGAAGAGGCACGGGAUCGAGCUUAUCAAGCUGUUGAGAAUGUUAACUGGCCAGGGGGCUUCUAUCGUCGGGAUAUUGGUUGGAGAGCCCUUCCUCGGAAACAACACGCCACAUAG
Molecule: messenger RNA, 1584 nt
Organism: Lathyrus sativus (Indian pea)
Lineage: Eukaryota; Viridiplantae; Streptophyta; Magnoliopsida; Fabales; Fabaceae
Source: the annotation of a GenBank genome assembly